Triticum aestivum (bread wheat) is the source of this 1281-nucleotide messenger RNA. RefSeq names its product histone acetyltransferase HAC1. Gene Ontology annotation, biological process: positive regulation of transcription by RNA polymerase II. Gene Ontology annotation, cellular component: transcription regulator complex; histone acetyltransferase complex. Lineage: Eukaryota; Viridiplantae; Streptophyta; Magnoliopsida; Poales; Poaceae. The transcript is spliced from 2 exons. Gene Ontology annotation, molecular function: histone acetyltransferase activity; chromatin DNA binding; transcription coactivator activity. The record is from RefSeq and is a predicted model, not a curated record. Bases 110 to 901 code for a protein of 263 amino acids.
CCUUCUCGCCAAUUAAAAGCAGCCACCAAAGUCGCCAUGGUCGUCCUUUGCUGCCGGCGUGGUUGAGGAGCUCCGACGCAGCGCGUUGAGGAGGAGCUUUGCGGCGACCAUGGCGAGGCGCUCAGGCACCCAAGGAGAUGGCGGCCAUGGCAAGUGGCGUUGGGCUCAGGCAGCACCUGCUGCUGGCCUGCGAGAUGGCGCGAGCCUCCGACCGGCUUCUCCCGUACGGCUGCUCGGACGCGGGAUGGAGGCCAUGGCGACGCCACCGAGCCUCCCGGCGGUUUCGGGCGCGAGCUGGUGGCCACAGAGCUUCCCAACCGGCAGCAAAGGGGCAAGCAGCAGCGGCGGCCGGCAACAUGCGCACGCAGCAGCGGCAAGCAGAGCGCGCACGCAGCAGCAGCUUGCACAGCAUCAUCCUCAGAAGUUGACAAACCAUCCAUCUGCUGCCGACCAUGAUGCCAAAAACAAGGACGCCCGGCAAUUGCGUGUUCAGCAGCUAAGGAAAAUAAUGCUCGAUCUUCUGGUACAUGCCUCGACAUGUCGCUCUCGUAGCUGCCAAUUUCCUAACUGCCUUAAGGUCAAGGAACUAUUUCUGCAUGCGAAGGAGUGCAAAAGGCGUGCUUCAGGAGGGUGUGCCCUGCGCAAAAAAGUGUGGUACAUGAUUCGGCUCCAUGCCCAAGCUUGCAGAGAUUCAGGAUGCAGUAUGCCGAGGUGCAGGUGGAUGGGCGCGUCUAUCAUUUGUCCUGCUACCUCCACCUCUCUUCUGCAUGCGCGUACAGUAUUGCAAUCUGGAGUAACACCUGACCACCACUUCUGGAAACUACACAGGGAUUUGAAAGACCAUCUUAGAAGGUUGCACCAGCAGUCCGAAUCCAGGAGAGGGCUGCUGUUAACGAAAUGAUUACACAACGGGCAGCAGAAGCUUGGGAUGGUUGAACUAGAGAAUCUAGGCAAGACGUUUAGAUGGAUCUUUCAACUGGAGAUGGAAGAAGGUGCUGGGCAUUCUUCGCCGAUGAUUAACGUAUGGCUCGGAAGCCUACCUUUUUUCUGAAGGAAGGGUCAAUCUCGUUGACGUCAUGUCGUCUAUUGUUGAAAGACAAUGGUUAAGCUGUUUUGUUUCCCCCUCCAAUUUAGUUUCUUGUUACCUCAGGAGGGGUAUAGUAGGAAGAAAAAGGGAGAUGGGGAUGUGCACACAGGGCCCUGUUUAUUUCUGCCCCCUCCCAUUUUGUAGGUCCAAUCUUUAUGUUUAGUUAAAAGUAUAAAGCAAAGUAAGCAAAUCCA